CAUUCGUGUUAAGUAAAAGGACAAAUCUCAGACUUUGGAAGUUAAUGGAGUUAAUGGAAGUUAAUUCGGAAUUUAAUUUAAUUCGGAAGUUAAUGGAGCCGUGCACUUCAAAAUAGGUCCAUAGCAAGGAGCCGUUUGUUUCAGUACGACUCCUUUCAGCUGCCCACCCAAUUUAAACUGCUAAUAAAAUGCGUGAGGAGGCGUUUUGAAAAGAAAAAAAUUACAUUUUUUUAGAACAGGGUAGAAAUAUAAUUAUGAGCCUUUGAUUGAUAUCCAGACAUUUUUUGCGGAGACACAAUCCUGUUCCCCACUUGUAUUGGAGUAGACGGCGAUAUAUACUUCUGGGCCACAUGAAAUGACGGACCCCCGUCCACAGCCAGCUUAAACAGCUGCAAUACCAGGCUUGGCCUCUGAGCACUGGUGGAUUGCGGAAGUAUGCGCCUAUCCUGGGAGAAAACCUAUGUCCAUGGAGAAAACCAAAGCACGAACACGGAAUGAAUAUUCGUCUGAUGCUGGAGGGGACCAAUAACAAUGACGGACCAAUAUGGCGGUCUUGUUUGAAUUCAAUGCAAAUGCCAUACCGAAACAAGAAACUAUUCUAUUCCAUCGGAAUUACAUUGUUAUUAAUAAAUAUACUUCAUGAGAAAAGUGCUAUCUGCCUUUUCCCGGGUCAGCAAACCUCUUGUUAACAAACAAACAUCUGCUGGACAUCUAUAACUAUUUUUUUAAUUCGUCAUGUGGGGGGAAAUAGAUCCUCCAUUAACAAAACCCAUUCCAGGUCCUUCUGAGAAAAAUGACAGAACUGAAACACCUGACAACACACGCAUGGAUUUGGAGACUCAAAUGUUCCCUGCAUUUGUGUUGAAAAAGCCAACGAGCCCCAAAGAUUGCCCGCAGGACAAACAGGAUUUUCAGGUCUUAUCCCCCAGUGUGAAUGCCAUGUUGGAGGCUGUCGCUUUGAGUGGGAGCCCGGUCAAGAGCCAGCAAAUAGGAGAAGCAGACCUGACUCUAGAUCAGCGUCGAGAGGAGCUGUUACAACAGUACAAGAGCAAACCGCUUGUUUUCCUUGAAAGGUACCAGGCCCAUCUGAAGCCUCAGCAUCUGGCUGCGUUCUCCCACCUCGGUUCUGACCCACGGGCCAAGCACUACUGCCGGGUGAUACAGAGAAGGCCUGGAGGGCAUGCCGACAGGACGAGGGUUCGAAAUCAUCGCUAUGCGGCCCUUAGAGCACUGCAGAGAGAGGGUCAGUACUUCAGCGAGGAGCAGAUGAGAAACAGGGAGCCGCUACUGUAUGAGCAGUACAUCGGCCAGUACCUGACAGAUGAUGAGAUACUGGAGCGAUCCCAGGAGUUGAUGCAGGACGGUGCUGCUCAGGGAAGGUCGGACGGGCCAGAGGGGUGUGCUUCCGGGGGGCUGGCCCACAUCCUCCUCAACUCCUACCAAGAGCGACUCCUUCAGAGCCGUCUGGAGGAGGAGCAGGAGAAGGAGGACGGCGCCAAGGAAGAGGAGGAGGAAGACGAUGAACGUAAGGAGGAUGAAGACCUCAACGAUGCUGGGCAGGAGGAGCGGCAGGGAGGGCCCUCGCAGGAGGAGAAAGCCCUGCUCCGCGAGGAGUUCAUCGGACAGAUGCACCAGCGCUUCCUGUCUGGCCAAGACAAGGACUUCAACUACAGUGAAGUGGACGAGAACCCAGACUAUGACAACCUGGACAUAGUGAGCAGAGAUGCAGAGGAGAAGUACUUUGAUGAUGACUAUGAUGGUGAGGAGGAGGAGGAGGAAGAAGAAGAAGAAGAAGGCGAAGAGUAUCAGAGUGAAAAUAAAGAUGGAGAUGAGUGUAUGACAGAAUAGAAAGGUUCACAUUGGUUGAACUCAUAAUUCAGAACGGUAUUCAAACAUUGUUAAACAUUUUAUAUAUUUCAUCUGUUGUAAAUCUUUGACAAGGACUAUAAUAAUUAUGUAUGGUGUACCUUUCUGUAGUGUAUCAAUGACAUUCUCUCUCGCUGAAAUAUUCAUUUAAAUUAGCUUUAUUUGCAGGAAAAGCAAUCGUAAUAAAAGGUGAUUCAAGUAUUGUUUACAAGGGAAC
Molecule: messenger RNA, 2083 nt
Organism: Gadus chalcogrammus (walleye pollock)
Lineage: Eukaryota; Metazoa; Chordata; Actinopteri; Gadiformes; Gadidae
Gene: ccdc97
Product: coiled-coil domain containing 97
Exons: 7
Coding region: 736-1848 (370 amino acids)
Source: RefSeq, a predicted model, not a curated record